UAAUGUACUUAAGUACUGUAGUUCUGGAGACAGUCUGCUCUUGAUUCUGUGUUACAGGGACCACAGACAUUACUGUGAGGUUUCUAAGGUGCCCUCAGAACCUUGAUUCGAAAUAAAGAGUUUGAUGAAUCUCUAGUAUCAUAUCAUUGUGUGUAGGAACAGUGUGUCUAAGGGGUACUUGGGUGGCUUAGUUGGAAGCUCAUGGGACUCUUGAUCUUGGGGUCAUGAGUUUAAGCCCCAUGUGGGAUGUAGAAUUUGUUCAAAUAAGUAAAACUUAAAAAAAAUCUAUAAACAUUCUGUGUGAUCACAGGUGCUGGUUUAGAAUUGUUUUCUCUAACUCCAGGUAUUUGAAGUGUUUAAUAGAUAUAAGAAGUGUCUGUGAAUUAAACAUGGAGAGGCUUUUCCCAGUUAACAGGGAAGCAGCACGUAAGAAAAAUAGAACUUAGUAAGUUUCUUGCAAGAUUCUUAGCCUCCAAUGUAUCUUAUGAUAUUUCUGCUCUAUUAAAUAUUAUAAAAACCAAUCCAAGAUUAUUUCACUUACAAGUCACACAAGGUAUUUGCCUGACAUUCCAUUAUGCAUGUGUCCUGUCUUUCUUUUCUUUUUCUUUUUCCUUAAAUAGGCUUCAUGCCCAGCACAGACCUCAACACAAGCUUGAACUCAGGACCAGAGAUCAAGACCUGAGUUGAGAUCAAGUUUUGGACCCUUAACUUACUGACCCAGGCACCCCUUGUAUUUCAGUAUCUUUCACAAAUCAUGCUUAACUUUUACUAAUUUUAUUUAACUGAGGUUUUAACAAAUUGAUACCUAUAGAUUGUGAAAAUAGUAGUAAUUUUGUUCCCAGUAUACAUUGUUUAAGCAGGAACUAAUGUUUUCUGUCUUGAGUUCCAAGGUCUUAGGAAUAGUACUUUUGUUUCUGGAAAAAAACAAUGAUUCCUUCUGUUGCCUUCCUAAUAUGGAGCCCUUCUUGCAUUCAUUAAAACCAGGUUUCCAUGAGGCAGGAACCUGCAGCUUUGUUGGACAGCAAUCAGUGCAUCUACAGUUUUCUGAGAUAUCUAGGGUGGUAUUCACGGUUUAUAGUUGCUUAUAGAAAGGGUGUUCAUAAAUAAUGGAACAUUUUCAUUAGCAAAAAUUGCAUGUAAAUACCGCCAUCCAUCUUGAAAUGGCAAAGUGUAAACAUAAAGCUAAAUAUAGAUCUGGUUUAUUUACAGAACACAGCUAAGCAGUGUUUUUGUAUAUCAUUAAUUGAAUGCACUAACUUUCUGCACAGCGCAGCCAGGUUCUCAUCACCUGUCUGCCCCUAAUUAAUGAGUGAAUGUAGACAAGCACUUAACCUCUCUGUUCUUCUGUGGCCCUUAUGUUUCUAAGGAAGGCAGCAGUGCCUGCCUCAUGUAUUUAAUGAGAAAUAAGUUAUUUCAUGGGUGGUAGUUAUACUGUUGUUUCACACAUAGCAAGUGUUGUGUAAUGGUUGUUCAUGCAACUCUUGGAAGGCCUCAAAUGACUGAAGAACUUUAAGUAAUUAUUUGAAAGUAAGAAGUGUUGGUGAGUGGAGAAUAUCAGAUUUCAGUUGACAUGAUUUGUCUGGCCUCUGCCUCCUAUUCCCACGCAGGAUCCUCUAGCCCAGAAGACAAGUAUCAGUCACUGAGGACAGACAGGAUGGCCACCAGGGAUCUGGCAAUAAGAGUGAUCUUCUUAAUCCAGACUGUGGUUGGAAUCCUGGGGAACUUGUCUCUUCUUUACCAUUAUGUCCUUUUUUCUUUCACUGGGUGUAGGCCAAGGCCCACAGAUUUGAUUGUCAAGAACCUGAUUGUAGCCAACAUUUUGGUCCUGGUCUCUUUUGGAAUACACCAUACCCUGUCAACUUUUGGGUGGUAUAACAUGUUCAGUGAUUUUGGAUGUAAAUUCUUCCCCUAUGUUCGCGGCGUGAGCAGGGGCGUGUCCAUUGGCAUGACCUGCCUCUUGAGUGUCUUCCAGGCCAUCAUGAUCAGCCCCCAGAACUCCAGAUGGACAGCGCUUAAAGAGAAAGCUCUCAAGUGCCUUGUCCCUUCACUUGUCCUAUGCUGGGUCUUGCAGAUAUUGAUAAAUAUCAUGUAUCCUGUGGUUAUGGGUAGCACUUUGAACAAGAAUAACAUCACAAACAGAAAAAGUUUCGGGUACUGUUCAGCUGUUCGUUAUGAGAAAACCAGAAAUUCAUUGAAUACAAUGUUGUUAACAUUACCUGAUGUGUUGUAUGUGGGGCUCAUGCUCUGGGCCAGCGUUUCUAUGGUUUUCCUUCUGUACCAGCACAAGCAGAGGGUCCAACACAUUCAUCGGACCAGCGUCUCCUCCACAUCAUCCCCUGAGUCCACAGCCACCAAAACCAUUUUCCUCCUGGUGUGUACCUUUGUCUACUUUAAUACCCUUUCGUCGGUCUUUCAAAUCGUUUUGUCUGUUUUUGACCGUCCCACCUGGUACCUCGUGAACACCAGUUCAGUGAUCACUCUGUGUUUCCCAGCUGUCAGUCCCUUUCUGCUCAUGAGCCGAGACCCCAGGGUAUCCAUGGUCUGCUUUCCCUGUAUAAGGAAUAUAAAAUGCCCUCAUUUUAUGAGAAUUGUGUAA
This is a messenger RNA of Acinonyx jubatus (cheetah), 2596 nucleotides long. Its product is annotated as vomeronasal type-1 receptor 4. The transcript has a single exon. NCBI's taxonomy places the organism in Eukaryota, Metazoa, Chordata, Mammalia, Carnivora, Felidae. Gene Ontology annotation, biological process: G protein-coupled receptor signaling pathway. Gene Ontology annotation, molecular function: pheromone receptor activity. Gene Ontology annotation, cellular component: membrane. The record is from RefSeq and is a predicted model, not a curated record. Bases 1571 to 2596 code for a protein of 341 amino acids.